Chionomys nivalis (European snow vole) is the source of this 554-nucleotide messenger RNA. Its product is annotated as serum amyloid A-3 protein-like. The coding region runs from base 46 to 414 and encodes 122 amino acids. Gene Ontology annotation, cellular component: extracellular region. The transcript has 4 exons. The record is from RefSeq and is a predicted model, not a curated record. NCBI's taxonomy places the organism in Eukaryota, Metazoa, Chordata, Mammalia, Rodentia, Cricetidae.
AGCCGCUCACCCGAGGUCUCAGCAGGAACUGUCAGCCCCAGCAGGAUGAAGCCUUCCAUUGCCAUCAUUUUGUGUCUCUUGAUCCUGGGAGUUGACAGCCAAAGGUGGUUCGAGUUCAUUAAAGAAGCUGGUCAAGGAACUAGAGACAUGUGGCGAGCUUACUCUGACAUGAGAGAGGCCAACUGGAAAGGCGCGGACAAAUACUUCCAUGCUAGAGGGAACUAUGAUGCUGCCCAAAGGGGACCAGGAGGAGCCUGGGCUGCUAAAGUGAUCAGUGAUGCCAGAGAGGGUAUUCAGAGGGUCAUAGGACGCGGAGCAGCAGACUCAAGAGCUGACCAGUUUGCCAACAGAUGGGGCCGGAGUGGUAGAGACCCCAACUACUUCCGACCUGUUGGCCUGCCUAGUAAAUACUGAGUUUUCUCUUGAUGUUCCCAGCCGUGCAGCCCCCAAGGAAAGAGGCAAUUACUGAAUUGAAUUAGUUCCUAAAAUCUGGAUCCCUAAGCACCACCAAAAUGUUGAAUAAAUACUUGUGAAAUGCAACUUGUCAUUGGCAU